Molecule: messenger RNA, 546 nt
Organism: Branchiostoma floridae (Florida lancelet)
Lineage: Eukaryota; Metazoa; Chordata; Leptocardii; Amphioxiformes; Branchiostomatidae
Product: 2-oxoglutarate-Fe(II) type oxidoreductase ppzD-like
Exons: 4
Coding region: 1-501 (166 amino acids)
Molecular function (GO): dioxygenase activity
Source: RefSeq, a predicted model, not a curated record
AUGAUCAGGUUGUGUCAGAUUCUGGAUGUCAACGGUUUCCUGGACAAGUUCAAGUACGUCGGAAAAGGUCGUAACGGCACCAACCUGCGAACCCUCCGCUACCCUCCCGUCAAGGAGGAGGUCAAAAAGGACCAAGUCAGGUGCGGGGAACACACGGACUUCGGCUGUCUAACGCUGGUGUUCCAAGACAACAUUGGCCUCGAGGUAAUGAACGUUGACGGAGAGUACGUCCCGGCCUCGCCUAUCCCGGACACCAUCGUGGUCAACAUUGCGGACACCUUACAGAGGUGGUCAGCCGACAAACUCAAGUCGACGAGGCAUCGUGUGGUUUUGCCGGACAGCCGGGAGGAGCGACAGCGCGUGCACAGAUCCAUUGCCUACUUCUUCCACUGCGACAGUGACGUGGAGAUGAAGUGUCUGGACGGGUCGGACAAGUACGAGCCGAUCUCUGCACGAGAAUAUCUUCUGCAGCAGAUUGGGACAACCUACCUAACAGGGUAGCUGGUUUGCUUUAAGCUAAGGGCACAACCCGCUGUACGUGCAAGU